This is a messenger RNA of Enterobius vermicularis (human pinworm), 576 nucleotides long. The record is from the annotation of a GenBank genome assembly. Lineage: Eukaryota; Metazoa; Nematoda; Chromadorea; Rhabditida; Oxyuridae.
AUGAGAAAUCUGGUAAAACGUUAUAUCGCACAAAUGCAGCGGUGUAAACAGCGAAGCGAAGGCGUCAGCGAAGACGACGUUAACGAGAUUAAACAGGACAUAAGCGCGUUUCGUUACGAGUUAUUAGGCAUCUUGCGCAAUGCUGGUUUCAAUACGGGUCAUGCUGACAUUAACCAAAAAACUUUUUCUCGCAAUAAAAAACGAAGCGCAAUGGCUGAAAGGCGUUUAAAGAAGGGUCUUCCAGAGUCUUUCAACAUUCCAAUGCCACAAAGUUUCACCAGCGUAAUUGAAAGCAGACCUGAAGAAGAUAAAAAAACUGCUGAAUUCCCGUCACUGCCCCCAAUAAAAUUAGCUCCAAUUAGCUGGGCUAAGAAACUAAAAAAGAUGACAAAAAGAGUCAGCUUUAUGCAUCCAGAGGAACACCUGAAUGCAGGUCAACCUGAAUCAAAAACUGUGAAGUGCAUGUCGCUUGAUCAUGGCUUAUCUGCAGUGGAGAAGCAUCAAGAAAAGAACCAGCACUGGCUAAGAGCGGGUGUUUCUGAAACGAGAAGGUUUUUCCCGAUUAUAUCUAACUGA